Messenger RNA from Galleria mellonella (greater wax moth), 3571 nucleotides. It is a transcript of the gene fz2, whose product is annotated as frizzled-2. The coding region runs from base 417 to 2066 and encodes 549 amino acids. The transcript is spliced from 3 exons. Gene Ontology annotation, biological process: canonical Wnt signaling pathway; non-canonical Wnt signaling pathway. Gene Ontology annotation, molecular function: Wnt-protein binding; Wnt receptor activity. Gene Ontology annotation, cellular component: plasma membrane. The record is from RefSeq and is a predicted model, not a curated record. NCBI's taxonomy places the organism in Eukaryota, Metazoa, Arthropoda, Insecta, Lepidoptera, Pyralidae.
GUUCAUUCACUCAGUCAGUCUUCACACGUCGUAUCGCUUGUACGUGUUCGCGAUAAAAUAAAUACGUAAACGCCGAGAUUAUUGUUUCAAACAUUCGCUCAGCUGAUCAGUGACAAAAAGUAUCUUACGCCAUCACUAAAAAGAAGCCACAUAAUUAGCUAGUGUUGUGAAUUCGCGAGUGAGAUACCAAAAGCAGAUGACUAUCGAAAAUAUCUCGAGUCGAAUGUAAAAAUAUACGCGUCGCCGUGGAGCAUUCACCGCGUGUGACUGAUCGAUAUUUUAUUUAAAUGAUAACAUGGAUUCAAUUAGGUGUUGUUUUAGAAGACGGUGAGAUAUAGUGACUAGUUGCGUUUGUGUUGUGUGCGACGGGGUCGGGACGUCGCGCGGUAGAAAGCGAUGCCUGUAGUGUAGCCGACAUGAGUACGAGCAGAUGGCGCGGCGUGAUCGCACUGGCGACGCUGAUGCUGGCGCAGGCGCACGCGUCGCUCGCGCUGCACCAGCCGCGCUGCGAGGAAAUCGUCAUCCCCAUGUGCCGGGGUAUCGGUUACAACCUCACCUCUUUCCCUAACGCCCUCGACCAUGACACGCAGGAGGAGGCCGGACUUGAGGUGCACCAAUACUGGCCCCUCGUCGAAAUAAAAUGCUCCGCUGACCUCAAAUUUUUCCUGUGCUCCGUGUACACACCCAUAUGCAUCGAGGACUACGCGAAGCCGCUGCCGGCGUGCCGCAGUGUGUGCGAGCGCGCCCGCGCCGGCUGCGCGCCGCUGAUGCAGAAGUACGGCUUUCCGUGGCCCGAGCGCAUGGCCUGCGAGCGGCUGCCGCGUUUUGGGGACCCCGACCACCUGUGCAUGGACGACAACGACCGCGAGCCCGAGCCGGAGCCGCCACGCCCGCCGCCCCGGAAGACGCACAAGAAUGCGUGCAAAGAUCCAAAAAACUGCGAAAGCGGCCCGGCUGCCGGGCCGGACGGCACGGGCGAGGCGGGCGGCGGCGCAUGCACGUGCGCGUGCCGGCCGCCGCUGGUGGCGCGCGCGCCGCCGGCCAACGGCAGCGCGGCCGGCCUGCCCGCCUGCGCACUGCCGUGCCGCGGCGCCUUCUUCACGCGCGAGGAGAAGGACUUCGCCGCCGUGUGGGUCGCGCUCUGGAGCGGCCUCUGCGCCGCCUCCACGCUCAUGACGCUCACCACGUUUCUGAUCGACUCGCAGCGAUUCAAGUACCCGGAGCGGCCGAUAGUCUACCUCUCGGCGUGCUACUUCAUGGUCGCGCUCGGCUACCUGGCGCGGCUCGCACUCGGCCACGAGGAGAUCGCCUGUGACGGGCCCGCACUCAAGGUCUCCGCGAACGGCCCCGGCGCAUGUACGCUCGUGUUCAUCCUCGUCUACUUCUUCGGCAUGGCGUCCUCUAUAUGGUGGGUGGUGCUCUCGUUCGCGUGGUUCCUCGCCGCCGGUCUCAAGUGGGGCAACGAGGCGAUCGCGGGUCAUGCGCAGUACUACCACCUCGCCGCGUGGCUAAUUCCGGCCGCGAAGACGGUGGCGGUGCUGCUCGCGGGCGCGGUCGACGGCGACCCGGUAGCCGGCAUCUGCUACGUCGGAAACUCGUCGCCGGAGAACCUACGGCGGUACGUGCUCGCGCCGCUCAUCGUGUACUUCGCGCUCGGCGCGACGUUCCUACUCGCCGGCUUCGUGUCGCUCUUCCGCAUCCGCUCCGUGAUCAAGCGGCAGGGCGGCAUCGGCGCCGGCUCGAAGGCCGACAAACUCGAAAAGCUGAUGAUUCGUAUCGGCGUGUUCAGCGUGCUGUACGCGGUGCCGGCGGGCGUAGUGAUCGGCUGCCUGGCGUACGAGGCGGGCGGCCACGAGCGCUGGCUACGGCGCGUGGCGUGCGGCGCGGGCUGCUCGGCCGCUCGCCCGCUGUACUCGGCGCUCAUGCUCAAAUACUUCAUGGCGCUGGCCGUCGGCAUCACGUCCGGCGUGUGGAUCUGGUCCGGCAAGACGCUCGACUCGUGGCGGCGCGUGUGGCGCGGCGGCCGCGGCCACCGGCACCGCGCGCUCGUGAAGGGCGGCGUGUGACGGCCCGGCGCGGGCGGGCCCGGCGCCGCGCCUGCCGCGCCGCUCGCGCCGCCCGCGCCGCCCGCGCCGCCGCCGCUGCCGCCCGUCGUGCCCUCGGCGCCGUCGGCGCGCUCGGGCCAGCCGUUGUCGGACUACGGCCCGGUGUAGUCCGAACCCGUGUGUGUGCCAUGUGUGUACCGCUCCGUCGGACAGUCGUGACGUGUCGUGACGUAGCGAGGUCGCGCGUUGUCUAGUCCUAGCGUGUCACGAGCGCGACGUGCACAUAAUAUAUACGUAAUAGUCUGUAAGUGAGGAGUUCCCGCGUGCGACUCCGACGUGACCGCUCGUUCCGAGCCCCCGUAUACUAGUGUAGCGUGGCAAUACUCGUACACUCUAACAUUGUAUAGACGUAGCUCUCGUGUAUAUCCGAUUAUACAGCGUGCAUAUCCAGUAAAAUACUUUAUUUUUAUUGUUGCUUGAAUACACAUAAUAUAAUCACAUCUUUCAUUAUUAAAAAUAAAGUAAUUUCCUGAUAUGCAUCGUUACUAACGGUGAACGUUAUAAAACUAUUUCUGUGUACAUCGAUUUUCAUUUACUCAACAUUAUGUACAUUAUCCGUCGUAAAAACGUGAUGGUUUAUUUGUUGAACUUUUUACAAAUCUCGAUGAAAAUAUUUUCUACCAUAGAAAAGUUUGAACAGUUUGUAAUAUAAUUAUACAUAAUCGCGACUCAUCACUUUACAAAUUAUAUUAUAAGUGAAAGAAAAUGUAAAUAUCUAUAUUUAGUACCAAAUGUCAAUAGGCAGACAUCCUAUUACAUGACGUGUAGACUAGUAUGAAACCAUGUGAUAGUGGCAUGGAAUUAUAAACCGCCAUCUACUGCCAAGUAGGAAAACGUUACAUUUCACAUAAGUUCAUUUGAAAUGAAUAAAUCUAGAUGAAUUUAUGACUCGAACCAAAGCACUUGCAUAUCAGUGAAAUGUUAAAUUGAUUAUUUAUUGUUAAACACAUUCUACGCACAUUAUAGAGACAAGCGGUUCAACUUAACGAUUUACUGGUAUGUACUGUUACCAUAAAUAUAAAAAUAUUAAUUGUAACGUGUUCAUUUUCACACUUAUGAAGACAACUUAUAAUAUCUAUCAACUUGUAAAAAGUCCGCUACCAGUGUUUGUUUGCAUUUAGAUGUGAACACACUAUUUCUAUAAUUAUAAUAUAGGGAUCUCAACGUACAAUAUAUAACGUAAUGUAAGCAACCAAUUGAGGUUUAAUAAUCUCAUUAAAUAAGAUAAUAAAAAUGCUGAUUCGAACUGAAAACAAAAAUCGCUCAAAUAGAAAGUUUAAUGUCAAAGCUAGACCGCCAUGUGUAAUGAUGUAAUUUUGUACCAUAUAUUUAAUUUAUGAACGAGAAGAUAUUGUAAAUGUGUCCGCGGACACCGCAUCCAAUAGCAUGAAACUGUAAUUUAUUUUAUAUCUAGCUGUAGAUAAGAAAUAUAAUAAUAAAGCGACUUUUUUAUGUACAAACUUUAA